Anguilla anguilla (European eel) is the source of this 1850-nucleotide messenger RNA. RefSeq names its product FKBP prolyl isomerase 1Ab (gene fkbp1ab). The coding region runs from base 122 to 448 and encodes 108 amino acids. Gene Ontology annotation, molecular function: peptidyl-prolyl cis-trans isomerase activity. Lineage: Eukaryota; Metazoa; Chordata; Actinopteri; Anguilliformes; Anguillidae. The record is from RefSeq and is a predicted model, not a curated record. The transcript has 5 exons.
CAACUACGUUCAGAUCACGUGGGCGGCGCUGCAUGCAGUCCAGGCAGGACUGGAUUGACAAACGGCUAGCGAGCAGAUAACGGGAAUUACGGUAACAGAGAGGGAAAUACCGACAGACAAGAUGGGAGUUGAGAUUGAGACAAUAACCCCGGGCGACGGAAGGACUUUUCCCAAAAAAGGACAGACGUGCGUGGUGCAUUAUAUCGGCUCCCUUACAGAUGGCCGCAAGUUUGACUCUUCGCGAGACAGAGACAAGCCCUUCAAAUUUAAGAUAGGAAAACAGGAAGUGAUCCGUGGCUGGGAGGAGGGUGUUGUGCAGAUGAGUGUGGGCCAAAGGGCCAAGCUGACCUGCUCUCCUGACUUUGCCUAUGGGAACAAGGGCCACCCUGGCAUCAUCCCGCCUAACGCCACUCUCAUUUUUGAUGUGGAGCUACUGAGCCUCGAAUAAAGCAUCCCCACUGCCUUUUGUUGUUGCCUCCUAUCUUGGAAAACCGAAAAAGCUAGGAGAGUAUGCACUUGAUUUUAUUAGGCUUCAGUCAAUAGUUCCACUUUGGUCACUAUCUUACCCAUAUGUAGAAAAUGUGUAUUUGUGACUCAUUCCCCCCCCCUCCACAUCCUUCCUUUAAAAAUCUGUGGGCCAUAACCUUACAAACCUCGUGAAGUUCUUAAUCUUGAAUUUUAAAUUGUGCUUUAUUUUGCUUUGUUUUGUGUAGAAUUUAUAAGUUGUGCAUGAUCAAGCAUAUAUACAGACAUACCAAUGAUACAUUAACAGCAACAGCAAGACACAUAGAUAAUUACCGAGGUACACUGGUGAUCAAUUCUUUGGUGUUUAGUAAUAUAUCAGCUUAAAUGGGGAAAAAUUAGUGUGCUUUUUUCUUUUCCACGCCUUCCUAUAGGAAACUAGGAGAUUUCACAGCUUUAGGCUCUGAAGACUUAGUACAUAAUGUCAUUAAUAUUGAGUAGUGUUGUUGAAAAUAUAAUUGUGGACUUCCUUAGCAAUUCCAAACAAGAACUCUUUAAACAUGUUAAAGUUGUGAAUUGUACUGAAUCAUGUUCACUUUGCCUUGAACACAAGUGAAUGGAACCCCUUGUCCACCCCCCUUUUUUAGGGAAUCUAGUUUUGAAUGCAGAAAAAUAGCCAGCAUUCUGUGCACAGGAAGUAGUGAAAUUGAUGUACCUCUCAGAUCUGUGUGCCUACACCACAUCAGGCCAGCAUGCCAUGUAGGAUACCAGGAAUCUUUGUUCUUGUAUGAAUUUAAAUUGAAUCAAUAUUAUUUUCCUUCUUUCAAGUCAACUUUUCACAAAGCCAUAUACCUGCAUACCGUGCAGAAGUUGCGUACCGUACAUGCACAUUAAUUCGAGUAGUGAUUUUUUUCUUUUAAAUUGCCUAAAAAGAAAUAAAAAUACUGGGGUCGAGGAACUUGUUAAAUCUUAACCUCCCCCUCCUUAUUUUUGUUUAAACAACUUGCCAUUAAAUAUAUUUUUCAGAUGCCAACUUUCUAUCUCAAAUAAAUGCUUAUUCUAUAAUGAAAUAGUUUACUUUUGCAAGCUAUCAAUGUCACUAGUAACAUGGGCCACACUGCCUAAGUGCUACCAGUGUGGUAAUGGGAGGCAGAUGCAUCCUUUUAUAUUGAAUUGAAAAAAGGUGUUCACAUGAAAUAUGAACCUGAAUAAAGUAUGUUAUGAGAUGCUGGUCAUCACUGCUCUCGAUGUUAGCUGUCCAGUGUGGCAUGAACGGUCCUUUACUGCACUGUGUAUCUGUGUGCUGAGUUAAAUACGCAGGCAAAACCAAUGAAAUCAAAUGUGCUGUUGCAAUAAAGUGCUUUCUACCAGCUUUGGGAAAAAUGAAA